Ictalurus punctatus (channel catfish) is the source of this 3091-nucleotide messenger RNA. It is a transcript of the gene gcnt4b.2, whose product is annotated as glucosaminyl (N-acetyl) transferase 4b, tandem duplicate 2. Gene Ontology annotation, molecular function: acetylglucosaminyltransferase activity. Gene Ontology annotation, cellular component: membrane. The transcript is spliced from 3 exons. The coding region runs from base 436 to 1722 and encodes 428 amino acids. The record is from RefSeq and is a predicted model, not a curated record. NCBI's taxonomy places the organism in Eukaryota, Metazoa, Chordata, Actinopteri, Siluriformes, Ictaluridae.
AGAGCGUGUGUGAGAGAGAGAGAGAGAGAGAGAGAGAGAGAGAGAGUGCGUGUGAGAGGGCGAUAGCACUGUGAAGUAACAGGGAAACAUGAAGCAGUUCAGAUCCGCUAGUUGUUGUAGUAGUUGUAGUUGUUGUUGUUGUAGUAGUUGUAGUUGUAGUUGUUGAGUAUUUUGGACUCGGCGUUGGUUUUAGGCUUCAGGAAAAAAAACGGGGGGAAAAAAAGGCUGAAGUUUGCAAACUUUUCUCUCGCGUGGAUUUGAAGCCGGAUCGAUUCCUCAGGAACGGGUCUUGAAUUGUCCAGUGACUCGCUGGAGUUCAGCACUGCGCCCUGCUCAGGUCAGAUGGGCUUUUAUUGUCAUUCCUCUGUACAGCUGGUAUACAGUACACUGGGAAGAAAUGACGUUUCUCCAGGACUUUGGUGCAACACUUUAUAAAUGAAAAGCUGCGUCAGACACCUCAACCACAGAAGGGCUUUGCUUUACCUCUUUUCGUCAAUAUUGAUAUUUUGUGCUCUGAUCAGAUAUGUAACGAUUACCAAUGAUAAUAACAUCAUCAAAUCCAGACAAAUCAGACGGCAAACAGAUACGCGGUGGCGUCUCACUGAACAGCAUGGAAUCAACUGUGUGGAUAUUUACAACAUGGACCCUGUGGCUUUGGGCAAGUCUUUGGAACUCAGAAGGAAAGCCCCUCCCAUUCCGGCCGACAAGAGCGUCGUGAAUGCAACUUUGGACUGUGGACAGUUCUUGGCAUCAAGAGGUUACAAUGUCCGGAUAUCUGAGCAGGAGCGCGAUUUUCCACUCGCGUUCUCUCUGGUGGUGCACAAAGACGCGCACAUGGUGGAGCGUCUCCUGCACGCCAUUUACGCGCCACACAACAUCUACUGCAUCCACUAUGACCUGAAAUCGUCGUCGGAUUUCACAGAAGCCAUACGUGGUCUGGCGCGCUGCCUUCCCAAUGUAUUCGUGGCUUCGCGGUUAGAGGCGGUACAGUACGGCGGCAUCUCACGCCUCCGUGCCGACCUCAACUGCCUUUCUGAUCUCCUAAGCUCCGAGAUCCGCUGGAGAUAUGCCAUUAACCUGUGUGGCCAGGAUUUCCCACUGCGUUCCAAUGCCGAGCUCGUGUCCGAGCUCAAGGCGCUAAAAGGUACGAACAUGCUCGAGACGAUCCGACCCAGCAAAUUAAAACAGCAGCGCUACACGAACCACUUCGAUCUCAAAGACGAGCAAUCGCAGUAUCGUGCUUUUCCAGUCAAAACAGCGCAGAAGAAACAGCCUCCACCGCAUGAUAUCGAGAUCUUCGUGGGCAGCGCUUACUUCGUCCUCUCCCGGGAGUUUGUAACCUUUGUGCACUGGAGUCCUCAGGUAAAAGACUUUCUGGCUUGGUGCGAGGACACGUAUUCACCUGACGAACAUUUCUGGGCCAGCUUGAUUCGCGUCCCUGGAGUCCCCGGUGAGAUCAAAAGGUCUGACCCAGACAUUUCAGACUUGAUGAGCAGAACACGUCUGGUCAAGUGGCAGUACCUGGAGGAGAAGCUUUAUCCAAAAUGCACGGGAGUACACGUACACAGCGUGUGCAUUUAUGGUGCCGCCGAGCUCCGGUGGCUCCUCAACGACGGGCACUGGUUCGGCAAUAAGUUUGAUCUGAAGGUAGAUCCUGUGGUCAUUGAAUGUCUCGAAAGGAACUUGACCGAGAGACACGGAGCAAAAGUUACACCGCAGUGACUGCUUGGGUAUUUACUCAGAGACUCAUUUUCUGUUAAUGAACAAAACAGACGUCCCUCUACGAACUGGUUCUGCUAGACGAACAUUUUUAACAUCAUACGAAUGUGCUGAUUUGUCUGACUCUGGGGGGAAAAAAAAAAGUAUGUUUAAGCUGGAGAUCUGGUUCACGAUUUAUUUAUUUAAUUCAGGAUACUCAAAUGCCUUUGGGACCGUGGUGCCACAUGUAAAGCAAUAUACGUCUCGGUAUACGAUAGCGCACAUUAAACAUCAGAUCUAUAAUGCAUUACGGCUGGAUCCGAUCUCAGCAAUAGCACGCGCCGUUUAAAACUCGGCAUAAAACGUGCGUCGUUUGGUCCAUGACUUAAAAACAAACGAAAUCCGAGUGCAACAUUUUCAGUGUCCACCAUAGAACUGGAAAAACGCUGACAGUGAUGUGCCCGUGUGUUGUGUCGAAUCCUGUACUGUUUAUUUUCAUCAGCUGAGAUCGGUUAGCUCCACCAGUGUUCAGUUACUCUGUAGGGCGUGCACAGAAAAAGCGUACAGUAAAAGUUUGAGUCAUGUGGGUGUAGUCCUCACUGAACGAGACAAAGUGGAAUUUUCCCGCUGUUUACAGCGCAACGAAUGGGCUGUUGUGGCAUCAAUCCCUAAACGAAAUGCAUGUGCAUUGUGGUCCUCAGCAUUGAAGUUAAUUGAAGAGAAAUGUAAAUAAAAUGUAAAUGAAGUAGUGUGCUCUACUGGAUGCACACUGGAUUUAUAUUACGGGCAAUAAUGCAGUGAGAUACCGAGGCUAUACAGACAAUAUAGUGAACAGGGAAGCAAUCUAGACACAGCAAUAACUCCCAACAACGUAGAGCACCGACGGCGUCAUCUCGGCGCCAUAAAUGAUAACAGCUAAAAUGUUAUUCGGGCGAUUACAAUUUAAAUCCAUCUGAAUGUCCCAUAUACACAGUGUGUAUAAAUUCAGUUUCAGCUUUCAGUCACGAAGAACUCACUGUUUUGGAGCUAAUAAAGGACUGCUGCUUGAAAACAUGAGCAGUUCUUGGCAGAUUGUAAACUUUUGUGUGUGACUGUGCAGCUGUAUGUGAAUGUAAGUGACUGCGUAACUGUAUGCGACCGUACGUGAGCUGUACGUGAUUAUGCACGAGCCGUUUUUUAUACCAGUGUGGAUUUUUCAGAGCUCUUUUUCUAUGCUGUGGUCUUGGUUGUGGCCUUUUUCCUCAGCGUUUCUGUUCAUAAACUGUUUUAUGUGUUGUGACAUAUUUGGCAUUGGCUUCCUGGCUUCGUAUGACAUUUUUCAGGGGCCUAAUCAUAGAUUAUAGGCCUGUAGAAACACUCGGUCAUUGUUGGACAUUAUUCAGUACUACUUUUU